This is a messenger RNA of Verticillium alfalfae VaMs.102, 489 nucleotides long. RefSeq lists its product as hypothetical. The record is from RefSeq and is a predicted model, not a curated record. The transcript has 2 exons. The coding region runs from base 1 to 489 and encodes 162 amino acids. NCBI's taxonomy places the organism in Eukaryota, Fungi, Ascomycota, Sordariomycetes, Glomerellales, Plectosphaerellaceae.
AUGUCCUCGACGCCGCCGCCGUGGCACGCUGCCUUCCCAGCACCCAAGCACGAGCCCGCCGCUCUCACCGCCAACGAGGUCCUCAACCUGCUCCAAGGCGCCGAGGCCAACCCUUCUCAAGCAAGAGAUUUUGUCCUGGUUGAUCUGCGACGUAACGACCACGAGGGUGGCACGAUCCGGACCUCGCUCAACUUGCCAGCGCAGAGCCUCUACCCAUCCAUCCCCACCCUCUACGAAGUGUUCAGAGCUGCUCAAGUGAAGACUGUCCUCUGGUACUGCGGUGAGUUGCUUAGAGAUCCCUGGUCCAUCGGGCGUUUCCUGAUGCAAACAGGAUCCUCACUUGGCAGAGGCAGCCGCGCUGCCGGCUGGCUCGGCGACCAGAUCGCCGAGAAGGGUGACACGCAGAUGAGAAGCGUCAUCUUGCGCGGCGGCAUCAAGGGCUGUGUUGCUGUGCGGGGAGAGCUUCACGUCAUGCAUGUCUGGGUAUGA